CGGCGAUUUUGUUCUACGCGUCGGAGAAAUGGUUGAGAGAGAGGACCGAGUUUCUUUGGAACUCAGCGAAGAAAUUAUACAGAGCAUGGAACCUGGCGCCGUUUUCAGAGACUAUAAUUGCAGGAUCAGCUCGAUUGACUUUCACAAAACUUCGACUUGUAUGGUGACAGCUAGCGACGAUGACUCUAUUCGUCUCUAUGAUGUUGCCAGCGCCACAUGUCUGAAGACAAUUAAUAGCAAAAAGUAUGGUGUUGAUCUUGUUUGCUUCACUUCCCAUCCUACUACUGUCAUCUACUCUUCCAGAAACGGAUGGGACGACUCUCUUAGGCUUCUCUCUUUGCACGAUAAUAAGUACUUGCGCUACUUCAAAGGCCAUCAUGACAGAGUUGUUUCGCUUAGCUUGUGUUCUGGUGGGGAAUGCUUCAUCUCCGGUUCCCUUGACCGAACUGUUUUGCUUUGGGAUCAAAGGGUCGAGAAAUGCCAGGGUCUCUUACGAGUCCAAGGAAGGCCUGCUGCUGCAUAUGAUGAUCAAGGGUUAGUUUUUGCAAUUGCCUUUGGUGGCUACAUAAGAAUGUUUGAUGCUCGUAUGUACGAAAAGGGUCCUUUUGAAAUAUUUUCCGUUGGUGGUGAUCUUUCUGAAGCAAACGUCGUGAAAUUUAGUAAUGAUGGAAGGCUCAUGCUACUUACAACCAUGGAUGGUUUUAUUCAUGUGCUUGACUCGUUUCGUGGAACACUUCUGUCCACAUUUAGUGUGAAACCAGUAGCUGCAGAAUCUACAUUGGAUGCAACCUUCAGUCCUGAAGGGAUGUUUGUUGUUUCAGGUUCAGGCGAUGGUAGUACCCAUGCAUGGGGUGUAAGGAGCGGAAAACAGGUACAUAGUUGGAUGGGUAUAGGCAGUGAGCCCCCAGUCAUUAAAUGGGCUCCAGGAAGUCCCAUGUUUGUGACCGGCUCUUCCGAACUUGCGUUUAUAAAGAAGCCUAUGGCUGCAAAGGAAGUUGUUUCUGCCUCAACUUUAGAAUCUAAGAUCACUGAGGAGGAUCAUCACCUCUGGAUGCGAGCUAUGGAUUGGAGCCGCUCCUCCAACAUCAGUAUUCUGCAAGACAGAUUCAUAGCUGCUGAGGAUUCUGCUCUUGUUUCACAAAAGGAUGUUGAGAUUCUCUUGAGACGAGUGAAAACUUGUACAGCCUUAUUGACUUACCUGAAAUCUAAAGCGACUACUGUGGCUGCUGCCGAUUUGGCCAAUCUAUCACUUGGAACUGUCCAGCUCCAAGGCUCGAUAGACGAACAUGAUGGGACUUAUGUCACUGAGAUGCUUCAGCAUGUCGAGACCGUUACAGGCGUCAUGGAGUCUCUGGCUAGGCGUGCUAUCAUCGCCGAAUCAGAAGCCGCAAUCGAGAAAGGAAAGGUUGUGCUAAGUCAAGAAGAGAUUCAAAGAAAAGUUGGCCAAAUCGAGAACAUGUCCGUCAAGUUAGAGGACAUGGAAAAGUUUGCUCUUGGGACCAGUGGUAUUCUCUGUGAAAUGCGGCAGAGGGUUGAUGAUUUGGUUGAAGAGACGUCUAGACAGAAGCAAAGAGCUACGGAAAAUGAGCAGGAACUCAGUCGUGUCAGGAGAGACUUUGAGUCUCUUAAAUCCUAUGUUACAAGUCUCAUUAGCGUCAGAGAAACACUCGUCUCAUCGGAGAAGCAGUUCCAAACAAUCGAGAGGCUUUUUGAACGGCUUGUUGCAAAGACAACGCAGUUGGAAAGCGAGAAAGUGCAGAAAGAAGCAGAGGUUCAGAAACUAAUGGAAGAGAAUGUAAGAUUGACGGCUCUUGUGGACAAGAAAGAGGCACAGCUUCUGGCCAUGAAUGAGCAGUGCAAAAUGAUGGCCCUAAGCUCUAUAUGAUGCUCAGAGAUGAAAAUUGCUACUUAAUCUUUUCUUCCACGUGUAAUAUAAAGAAAUUCUUAUU
Arabidopsis arenosa is the source of this 1949-nucleotide messenger RNA. The record is from the annotation of a GenBank genome assembly. NCBI's taxonomy places the organism in Eukaryota, Viridiplantae, Streptophyta, Magnoliopsida, Brassicales, Brassicaceae.